Messenger RNA from Clupea harengus (Atlantic herring), 4135 nucleotides. Its product is annotated as glycogen synthase kinase-3 beta. Lineage: Eukaryota; Metazoa; Chordata; Actinopteri; Clupeiformes; Clupeidae. Gene Ontology annotation, cellular component: cytosol; glutamatergic synapse; axon. Gene Ontology annotation, molecular function: ATP binding; beta-catenin binding; tau-protein kinase activity. Gene Ontology annotation, biological process: peptidyl-threonine phosphorylation; positive regulation of proteasomal ubiquitin-dependent protein catabolic process; negative regulation of canonical Wnt signaling pathway. The record is from RefSeq and is a predicted model, not a curated record.
UCCCAUUGAUUCUGUUUUGUGAGGUAGAAGGUUUGUCCCACCCAUGCAGUCCCACCCAGUGUCACCGGGGACAUGUGACGUCACGACACUGCCGGUCUUUCUAUGGUAUCGAGCAGCCGACAGACGGUGAAGGAAGGAGUCAAGAAUCUCACUCUCGUGGACCUGGACAAAGUCUCCCUUGGUGAUAGGAUAGCAUCAAUUGGAUCCUCCGUUAAACCUGAGACGAUACACUUUGUCCUGUUGCGUAUAUCGGACUUUGAGAAUCCGGGCGACUCGUUUUUGCACGUGUUUUAUACGAUUUUAUCCGAUGCGAAUGUUAGACUGAACAGACUGGUGUUAGCCGUUAACCAUGGCUAAUGCAGCUUUAGCAGUUACCGAGUGCCAGUAGCUAAUAUUGUAGCCGACGUUAUACAGCCAGUUUAAUAAGCUACAGCUCAUGUUAGAUUUGUAAUGAUUACAAAGUUUGUUAAACAAACUGAUUGUUGUUAGUGUCAGUCGCUGUCGACCGGCUUCUGAUUUUAAAGUAAAUCCAAUAACCUGCUAGGCUAGGCAGUGCGGAUUGUUAGCUAGCUAGCUAGCUAUCAAAUGUGAACGGUUUCGAUUGUGACAACUUGUUCUGUAUCGUUAUUUUAUGCAGAGGACCUUCUUGGAGAAAGAUGCAUGUAUAACUAGUAGUAUCUAACGUUAUCUGUCUAAUUUGUCCUUUAAGAGAGUCUAUAUUGGUAACGUUACGUUAGUAGAAACGGUAGCUAACGUUUAAAAGGCAGAGCCUUUGGAAGAGAAAAUAGGAAACGAGUACUAGACCUUGAUUAGGUUAUAACACCUCACAAAAGGACACCGCUGUUCUUUUUUACUUACUUAACUAAUCCCGAGUACCCAAGCAGUCCCGGAGGAGCUGCGGGGUUGGAGCAUGUCAGGUCGCCCCAGAACCACUUCCUUCGCGGAGAGCUGCAAACCAGUGCCGCAGCCGUCAUCAUUCGGUAGCAUGAAAGUCAGCCGAGAUAAGGAUGGCAGUAAAGUGACCACAGUAGUGGCCACUCCAGGCCAGGGGUCUGACCGGCCUCAGGAAGUCAGCUACAAUGACAUCAAGGUGAUCGGAAACGGCUCUUUCGGCGUGGUCUACCAGGCUAAGCUGUGCGACUCCGGAGAGCUGGUGGCAAUCAAGAAGGUCCUGCAGGACAAGAGAUUCAAGAACCGUGAGCUGCAGAUCAUGCGGAAGCUGGACCACUGCAACAUUGUGCGUCUGCUCUACUUCUUUUACUCCAGUGGAGAUAAGAAGGAUGAGGUGUAUCUGAAUCUGGUACUGGACUAUGUCCCAGAGACGGUGUACCGCGUGGCCCGACACUACAGCCGAGCUAAACAGAUGCUCCCCAUGAUCUACGUAAAGUUGUACAUGUACCAGCUUUUCCGCAGUCUGGCCUACAUCCACUCGUAUGGGAUCUGCCACCGGGACAUCAAGCCCCAGAAUCUGCUGCUGGACCCAGAGAGCGCCAUCCUCAAGCUCUGUGACUUUGGGAGUGCAAAGCAGUUGGUACGUGGGGAGCCCAAUGUGUCCUACAUCUGCUCACGCUACUACAGAGCACCGGAGCUCAUCUUCGGAGCCACCGACUACACGUCCAGCAUAGAUGUUUGGUCAGCAGGCUGUGUCCUCGCAGAGCUGCUGCUGGGCCAGCCCAUCUUUCCGGGUGACAGCGGAGUUGAUCAGUUGGUGGAGAUCAUCAAGGUUCUGGGCACGCCCAGUAGGGAACAGAUUCGAGAGAUGAACCCCAAUUACACAGAGUUCAAGUUCCCCCAGAUCAAGGCACACCCCUGGACUAAGGUGUUCCGGCCCCGCACCCCUCCGGAGGCGAUCGCUCUCUGCUCGCGUCUCCUGGAGUACCCGCCCUCGUCCCGGUUCUCCCCCCUGGAGGCGUGCGCUCACUCCUUCUUCGACGAGCUGCGCGAGCCCAACACUAAGCUGCCUAACGGCCGAGACCGACCCCCUCUCUUCAAUUUCACCACUCAGGAGUUGUCCAGUAAUCCAUCCCUGGCGUCCAUCUUGAUCCCUGCUCACGCCCGCACCCCUGCAGUCUCCAGCCCCUCUGGAUCUGCCAACCCAGGUCAGUCUGGCUUCUAAGCGCUUACCAAGACCCCAGCAGUGGUGAGCAUGGCCAGACCACCAAUGCUGCCUCCACCUCCAACCCCUCCUCCUGAGUACCAUCCCCUGCGCCCGCGAAUAGGCCAAUCCCGCGUCGCUCUCGGACAACGCCCCUGUUCCGGAGGCCGCGGCUGUGUUGCCGUCUUUCAAAACAAGACAAGCAAAAAAGAAAAAAAGAACUCAAGGAAACAUAGAAGAGCCAUCUUAAUCCUACACCCCAUACACACACACACACACACACACACACACACACACACUCUCCCUCUCCCAACUCUCAGUGACGCUGUAGUUUUAUUGCUGUUGUUCCAGCUGUUUCUUUUGUUAUUGUUGUUGUUGUCAUUAUUUAUUUGUACAAAAGGACAUCAGUGAUAUAUGGAAGCUGCUCCUCUCUCCAGAGCUCAAUGGAGGAUUUGACUGUCAGUGUAGUGAACACAAAGGGCGUCACGCAUUCAACUGGACACUGCUAAGGUGCACAGAAACCUGAGAAGAACGUGAUGAUGCCUUGGUUCACCCUGACAACCUGAUGUCUGUUUAUUUUACUCUGAAUGCACGCUACCUACUGACUUGGACUGUGCUGUAAGGGACACAAUCCUGCCAUCUAGUGGCCAAAGGCCCUACUGCACCCUCACCUGUUCUCCUAAAUUCUCCCUUGUGUGCUUGGCACUUGAUGCCUACCACCAUUCUCUUGCAGAAGAAGAUUUAAAGAGACUGACUGCCAGACUCCGAAGGAGACUUCAGUUGAUAUGUGGACGAUUCACAUGAACUGUUAUUGGCUGGAAAGAGUGCUUGGUGGUGGAUCCUAGAGGCAGUGUGCUGGUAGUGGAAUGUUACUUAAUUCGUCUUUGUUUGUUGUUGAUGUUUUUUAACCACUUAAUUUACUUUCACUUUAACAGUCUUCCCGCAGUCCCCUCCCAACAGUACACUGACACAAAACAGCCUACACCUAUUUAACUGCUCCACCAAACUGAAUUGUGUGUGUGUGUGUGUGUGUGUGUGCCUGUCUGUUUGUGUACUUGUGUACAGUCUGCAUGCGUUGCUCAUGAGCUCUUAACAAGCAGACCCCUUGUAGUGGAAAAAAAAACUAAACAGAUAAGAAAUCAGGGCAAAAAGCGCAUAGGUAUCCAACAGUCACCACACACUAUGGUUUCAUUGGUCACAGUAGCACACGAGUUUGGAGUGCCUUUAACACACACCUACACACACUGGAGCACACAUCCUCUCUGUUUUUCGUUCUCUCUCUGUGUGUGUGUGUGUGUGUGUGUGAACUGUGUGUCUGUUCUGUGGUGCUUAGGUGAGACAUUGGCGUGGUGGUACUGUCCUGUUGCUGUGGAAGUGCAUAAUAUCACCACUGUUUCAACCGUUAGCCAAUCAGCUCUCACCAUAGGCACAGUAAAUGUCAUAGGUCACAAUCCACCAGAUUUGAGUCUGUGCACAAGCAUCUGCCUUGAGCUGGACCGCUGGAAGUGCUUCAUAAUCGUUGAUGAACAAUGACAUAGUGGCUGUAGAAGUCGAGUGCUUUAGUGUCGAGGUUUGCAUGUCUCCAACGGAGGUGCUCAUUGGAUUGUGUGUUGCGUGUGUGUUUGUAGUUUAAUCAGAAGUGUAUGUAAGGUGUGCUUGCUGUAAUAUUGGCACCCCAUUCAUGUGUUCCUGUUGGUUAUCCUUGACCAUGAGAGAGGUGUUCAGUCUUCUGAAUCUCAAAACAUGCAAACGCUGGAUCACCUUCAGAGGACUCGUGGUGUGAGCGUGUUGAAGAGCAGCAGCACCGUUUGCUGCUUAAGAAACAGCAGAGUUCUGUCCCUACUUGAAUUGUUUUUUUUGUUUUUUUUUGGGACAGGGGCUGUCUGUUUUCUCAUAUCGAGGAGAACUUCUAACAUCCAUGCAGGUUCUGUUCAAUGCGUCAUCUGUAAAUACAGCUGGUUCUGGUUCCGUGUGUCACUCGGUUCAGAACGGUAGGUUUAUGGUACUGCAUACAAUAAAGUGUCGGUUAGCUUGAAAACA